GUCGAGUUAUCCGUUCUCGAAGGGCCGUCGUAAGAGAGGGUAUCGCGGUGUUGCCAGCAGUGACUGUCCAACGGACGCUACGGUGUUCGCAGCCGGCAUAGGCUCAGUUGGCAGCAGUACGUUCAAGUAGAAGCACCUACCAUGGCCGAUAUCUCGAAGGACGAGCUACGCAAGGAGAUCACCGCUAUUCUCAAGGAUGCGGAUCUCACUACAAUGUCUGCCAAGAAAGUGAGGCAACAAAUUGAGAAAAAACUCGAUGUUGAUCUUACAGAAAGGAAGAAGGAGGUUGAUGAUUUAGUUAUGGAGUGUCUUCAAGAGAAACAGGACGGAGGUAAAAAGAAGAAGAAGGCUGCUAGUGAGGAAUCUGAGGAUGGUGAAGAGGAAGAGGAAGAAGCAUCAGAAGAGGAAGAGGAGGAGGAAGAGAAAAAGCCAGCUGAACGAAGUCCUACUAAGAAGGCUCCCAGCAAACGUAAGAAGGGUUCAUCUGAUGAUGAGGAGAGCGCUAGUGAUGACGAUGCUAGCGAUGAAGAAUAUAGCCCAAAGAAACCUAAAGUUACACCUAAAAAAAAUAAGUCUGGAAAAAAGGGAAAAAAGAAGGGGAGUGACAGUGAUAGUGAUGAAGACUGGGGAAAGAAUAAAAAGGCUCCAGGAACCACAGCGAAGAAGAGCGGUGGCAAAGGCAAGGGUGGUGGUUACACACGUGCCAUCACGUUGUCUCCAGAGCUUGCCGCGAUUGUAGGCGCUGAACAAAUGGCUCGACAUGAAGUCGUGAAGAAAGUCUGGAGCAUCAUCAAAGAAAGAAAUCUUUAUGAUCCUAAGAAUAAACAGUUUGCGAUUUGCGAUGAGGAACUAAUGAAGGUAAUCGGCGUGAAACGCUUUAGAACUUUUGGUAUGAUGAAGUACCUCAAAAAUCAUUUUGUAGACUAAAUCAUCCCCAAAAAUCCUGAUCUCCGACAAGUUAUAUAUACAUAUAACAUAUUCCAGGGUGCGCCGUGCACCUCUCCAUCUUUCUCACAAAAUACAUAAAAUAUAUACAUAUACAUGAAACACAACGUAUUUCUUGCGACUUAAGACUUUAGACCAUGUUUACACCAUUCCGAUAUAGUCUGCCGCCCAUCGUAACCGUUUUGUCCCGGAUACUUUAUUAUUAUUAUUAUUAUUGGUUAUCGUUACCGAUAUAUGACAAUUGUAAUUUGAUAUUUAUAAUUAGAAACAUAAAUAAGCAAUUCUAAUAUAAUUCUUGAAAACAGCACUGAAAUUAUUUUACAAGUACCUUUAUCGCACUUCUGUGGUUCCAUUAAAUUGUUGGGACAAUUGUUACCAUGGACGUUCAGAUGAUUUCGAAAUGUGGGAGACAUUACAGUGGCCAACAGUCAAUAAGCCGGUUUUAAGUCAUCUAAUUCGGAGUAAAUGUUAUAUAUCAUUUGUAUGGUCGUCAUUAAUAACGAUAUCUUACUCCCGACACGAAAAACAUGACGUACCGUCAUAACGAUGGUAUCUAAAUGACAAACUAGAAAGGCACAUUUAAAUUUGAAAGUAAUUCGUUCGAAGUGAAUAUGAACAGCUCGAUUUUACCCCGUGACAUUUUCACCAGCGACAUUUGUUACUAUCGGUUAAAUUACAACGGCGGCAGUUGCUCUUUCAGUAUAUAUGGAACUAAUUGCAAAUACACCUUUUGUUUUUUACGUUCUAAUCUUGAUGGCCUUAAUUUUUCUUUAUUACGGAUUGCGUGAUAUUUUUGUCAUUACUUUCCUAUUCUCUUAUGUUAUAUGCAAUGUUGAUUAUUCUUGGAUAAUGGAUGUAAUAGAAUGUCAGAAUGUAGUUUUGCCUCUAGAAUGAGGGAAAUGUGUGUGGACAUUAAAAAGAACCGCUGAAAAACAAAGAAAAGAUAUGCGAAAAAUCAACAUCCUGUACCUCUUCUGUAUAAUAGCUACAUUAUACACUGAAAUUGUAAGCAAAGUUUAAUUAUAUUAUCGUGUAAUUACUAAUUAUUGUCGUAAUAUAGGUUUCUUGGUGUAAAAAUUGACCUAAUGUUUAAGAUCUAAUGAUAAAACAAUAUAUUCAUUGAAAGGUACGAUAUAAGCAUAUGAAAAUCAGUGCAGCGAUCACUGCACAAUGUUGAAGUGUAGGAGAUGUAAUAGGCUCAACACGGAACGUGGAAAUUAACCGCGCUGGUCUGUCCGAGCUUCGACAUGUGUAAAAUUUGUGUAUUUUGAAUAUAAAUUAAAGAAACGCAGGCCUAAGUCUCUCUCUCUGUCACGAGAAAAGCCACACGAAUGAAAUCAUUAGUUUGCGAAUACGAAAGCGCUACAUACGCCAAGAAAAUGAUACGUGCACACGGAAUGAUAAAUUUUAAUGCAGAUUCGUUUUCUAAACUCGGAAAGAUGGAUGAUUUGAUGAACUGUAAUAAUGUUCCGUGAAUUGUAUUUGGGAAUGUCAUUAAAAAGUAUUGCUUUGAUUUUUUUUUUUUAAA
Harpegnathos saltator (Jerdon's jumping ant) is the source of this 2473-nucleotide messenger RNA. RefSeq names its product upstream activation factor subunit spp27 homolog Non2 (gene Non2). The transcript is spliced from 5 exons. Bases 142 to 927 code for a protein of 261 amino acids. NCBI's taxonomy places the organism in Eukaryota, Metazoa, Arthropoda, Insecta, Hymenoptera, Formicidae. The record is from RefSeq and is a predicted model, not a curated record.